This is a messenger RNA of Diaporthe citri, 1917 nucleotides long. RefSeq lists its product as uncharacterized. NCBI's taxonomy places the organism in Eukaryota, Fungi, Ascomycota, Sordariomycetes, Diaporthales, Diaporthaceae. Gene Ontology annotation, molecular function: GTP binding; GTPase activity. Gene Ontology annotation, biological process: ribosomal subunit export from nucleus. The coding region runs from base 1 to 1917 and encodes 638 amino acids. Gene Ontology annotation, cellular component: cytosol. The record is from RefSeq and is a predicted model, not a curated record. The transcript has 2 exons.
AUGGGGCAACCGAAGAGCCAGAAGAGCGUCGGCCUGGGCAAUGCCCUGAUGCACGACCGCUUCGGCAAGGGCAAGGGAAAGGAUCGAAGGAAGGGCACUGGAGUCACCCGUAUCAACCACGCGACCGGCGAGGAGUACAUUACAAAUGACCGCGAAGAGGCGAGUUGGGUCAAGAUGAGGUCGGUCACGGAGCAGGGCGCCCUCGACGAGUUCUUGGCGACAGCGGAGCUCGCUGGGACCGACUUCACAGCCGAGAAGAUGAACAAUGUCAAGAUCAUCCACACCGAUCAGAAGAACCCCUACCUGCUCUCGUCAGCAGAGGAGCGCAUCGCAUCAAAGAAACACAAGGAGAACAAGGACAAGUUGACAGUACCAAGACGGCCGCACUGGGAUGCGUCUACCACACCUGAGGAGUUGGAUGCCAUGGAGCGGAAGAGCUUUCUCGACUGGAGGCGAGGCCUUGCGGAGCUGCAGGAGAACCACGACCUUCUGAUGACCCCGUUUGAGCGAAAUCUAGAGGUCUGGCGUCAGCUCUGGCGUGUCAUUGAGAGGUCGGACCUAGUCGUGCAGAUUGUCGAUGCGCGAAAUCCUCUGAUGUUCCGUUCCGAGGAUUUGGACACGUAUGUCAAGGAGGUUGACCCACGCAAGGAGAACCUGCUUCUCAUCAACAAGGCCGAUAUGAUGACAUACAAGCAGCGAAAAGCUUGGGCAAAUCACCUGAAGGGCGCGAAGAUUGCUUACAGGUUCUUCUCCGCUCAGCUGGCAAAGGAGUACAACGAGGCGCAGGAAGACGAAGAUUCUGACGAAUAUUCCGACGAAGAGCCCCAACCGAGCAGCUCCAAGGCGGCAGAUGACAACCCCAAUCUCCCGUUGACCGAGAGCGCCAUUGCACCCGAACAAGACGACGAAGACACGAGAAUAUUGACCGUGGAUGAGCUAGAAGGCAUCUUCCUGCAACACGCACCCACGAACCCGGAGAAGAACACAAAGCUGACAAUUGGCCUGGUGGGGUAUCCCAACGUCGGAAAAUCGUCCACCAUCAACGCUCUCAUUGGAGCCAAGAAGGUCUCCGUGUCGGCCACACCCGGCAAGACCAAGCAUUUCCAGACGAUCCACCUGAGUGAGAACGUCGUUCUCUGCGAUUGUCCCGGUCUCGUUUUCGCCAACUUUGCCAGCACAAAGGCAGAGCUGGUCUGCAACGGUGUUCUUCCUAUUGACCAGCUGCGGGAGUUCACCGGGCCUGCUGCCCUGGUGGCCAAGAGGAUACCAAAGAGCUUCCUGGAGGCUUUGUACGGUAUCACGAUCAACAUGAGGCCUCUGGAGGAGGGCGGUACCGGAACAGUCACGGCUUCAGAGAUGUUGAGAGCGUAUGCCCGCGCGAGAGGCUUCGCUACCACGGGGCAAGGAAACCCAGACGAAUCUCGAGCGGCGAGAUAUGUCCUCAAGGACUACGUCAACGGCAAGCUCCUCUAUGUUGAGCCUCCGCCGGGAGACAUUGACGCAAGGGAAUUCAACAGUGAGCUGUACGACCCGUCACAUCUGACAGGAAAGAGACGACUGGCCCUCUCGAGCGCCAUGGAGUCAAUGUCAGUUGCCGCAGACGAUGGAGCGUCCGUAGAUCUGGACAUGAUCAUGGACAUGCCGGCCGGGCCCAAGUCCAAGAAGCUGGACAAAACCUUCUUCGGCCCCGGGAGCGGCAGCGCCGGGCACCUCAACAAGCCUUUCAGCUUCAAGUACUCCGAGCAGGGCCAGGCGGAAGGAAGGCAGCUGAGCGGGAGGAAAGCCAGGACACUGGCUGCGCUGGAGAAGGGCCUGGACCCUAGGGACGCGCAGUUGAACAUGUCCGGCAAAAAGCACUUCAAGGGCGGGCAGAAGACCCGGACGAAGAAGAAGCCAAGUACGGCGGACGAUGACUAG